Klebsormidium nitens is the source of this 2898-nucleotide messenger RNA. The record is from the annotation of a GenBank genome assembly. Lineage: Eukaryota; Viridiplantae; Streptophyta; Klebsormidiophyceae; Klebsormidiales; Klebsormidiaceae.
AUGGACAGUACGUUCCGUCCCGGGGGGGUGGUCUUUACUGGUGAUCCUGCAGGUCCGAGUUUGCAAAGUCUUCGUCAGGCCAGGAGCGCCAAGGAGGUAGAAUUGAAACUCAAGCCACAGUCAGACGAGCUGUUGAAUGACAAUGAUCGGUUCCACCUUGCAGUUGGACUGCUAGGAGGAGGGGCACGAGAACGGGCGUUCCAUUUGGAGAGUACAAUGGAGAACAAGGGAGAGUCGCUGGCGAACAUGUUUCAGAGAAUGAAGAUCCUCAUGGUCACUCUCAACCAACCCGAGCAGAAAAGCGUGUUCAAGCUGCUAGACUGUCUUAAGGCCAAGCACAUGGCCAGCGAAGUCGAGAGUCACUUCAACCACAUGCAUUUGGAUCCGAACCUGUGGACGGUUGACCAAGUGUCCAACAUAGCGCUCCAGAUUGAACGCGGACGCAGUGAAAAGGAACUCCGGACAGGCAAAUCGAGUCACUUUGACACUGUGAGCAACAAGUGUGGCAGCAAUAGUUCUGGUGGUGGGUCUGCAAAGACUGGCAAAGCAUGUCAUAAUUGCGGCGACCCUAACCACUUGCAGAACGCGUGUCCCCAUCCACCACGAGGAAAGCCCAAGCCCGCCAAGCCAGUCACCUCUGUUGCACGUUUUGCCAAUCCGAGGGCUAACAACAAGCCUGACGCGGAUAAGACGUGUUACAAAUGUGGCGAGACAGGCCACAUUUCAAGGGACUGCACGAAGCGGCAAUCUGGCGGCGAGAUGUCAAAGAGGAAGAAGGGGAAGCCGUGGUGCUCGCACCACAACAUUAACACUCACUCGACUGAGCAAUGCUGGGUACUGCAUCCAGGACUGUCGCCAAACUUUGCUAUGGAGAAGCCGCAAGUCAAGCAUGCGCGGUCGGCAAAGAAAGCUACGGAGGCUAUUUUUGCAAGCAUGUCCGCAGCAGACAAGCAUGCAGCUUAUGAGGAUUGGCAGGCAAAACAAUCUGGGUGGGACGGUCCUGCUGACGCCUACACGGGUGAUGUCAUUGAGCUAAACGAAACCCUUGUUCCUGCUCUUGCUGCAGCUAAUCAAGGUGAGAGCAAGACCGCGGGGCUGCCAAAGGCGCUUGAAGAGGCGCCUGGCGCAGGUGGAGAUAGCGAGUUGCCUCAAUCGUUUGAGGAGCUUGCCGAAACGGACUCCAUGUACCAGGGAAAGCCCGAUUAUGAGCUUCCGACGUCGCAAGUGGUGCAAAGUCCGGUUCUUGAGGAUGGGAUUUCGGGUGAAAACUUUGUGACGGACCUGUUUGGUGUUCAAAAACCAUUGUACGGGUACCGAAAUGAUGCCAGCAGGGACGGUUUGACCAGCGACAUGUCGGACAGUGAGGUCCAAUCAGACCAAUCAGGUCUAGGUACCCUUGGUAAAGUGCCUGACACGUCACUAACCGAUCCUUCAGCUCAUGCAGAGUUGGAGGGAGGCGUGGCGGCGGACAUGGAACUGCGGGGACGUCAAUGCCUGGAACGGUGGAUCCGUUUGCAGAAGCCGCCGAUCGUGAUUGAGGGAGGUGAGUUGUUAGGGGAAUACAGGGAUAUUGCCCCUGAGGCUUGGCCAGCAACAGUGCGCGCCAACUACCACAUAUUUGAGGUGCAGGCGUUGCUUGGAGGCCCAGUAACUGAUGAUGUCCGAAAUGCUGUGCGAGCGCUUGGGGAUGACUCAGAACAGGGUUUUCUGGCUGGGGUUGUUUGGGGAAUGUUCUCCGGGGGCCCAAGACCAGAUGUCGCACUGGCCAGCGCACGGCGCUUGGUAGCAGAACGGGGAGAAGAGGGUAGUGGAACCAGCACGGGGCUGAGACGACUUGGCGAAGUCAAGUCUGGCCAAUCUGGCGCAAGCGUUCAAGCACGGACGUGUUUUUAUUUGAGCGGGCGGACUGCUUGCAGCCGCCAUUCCAAGGACCGUCGCAUCGCCCCAGCCACCACGCGUGCAUGGGCCAGCAGCAGCGACAGUACCGGCCCCAGCACUGACUCCAAUGACGCCACCUGGGUUCACAACACCCAAGGCGGCCCCAUUACGGAGCCCUGCUCUCACGACUGGAGGGAACCAGCACGUGCAGCCGGAGUUACCAGGUUCGUCAGCAUCAGCUCACGGCUUUGGCAGGCUACACCUGCUUGGGGCGGAUACACUGUGGACAGGUUGGCUCGUGAAUGUGCUCAGAGACAGUCAGAGGAUGAGCUGCUCCAAGAGUUGUUGAACGAUGGCGUGUUGUUCGACUGCAAAGGGGACAGCAAGUUCGACAUGUUCUGGGACAACGUGGUAGAAUCCUUUGAGAGUGAGCGGUGGGCGUCAGCCCCGCAAAAUGCGCUCCAAGUUGCAGGAGUGCCCACUGUGGUGGAACUAUGUGAUGUCUCCUCUUCGGGUAUGAGUGCGCUGUUGGGAUCGUUGCCUGCUAGUUUUACCGCAGACAAGGACUUGGAAGUCCACAAAGCCCCAAGGCUGGACAACUGUCACCCCCGCCGGCUUGCUUGUACAAUAAACGGCGAGGUGCUUCAGCACCUGGUGGUUGAUACGGGGUGUGAAAUGAUCGUCAUGGGCAGGGGAGCGGCUAGGCAAGCAGGAAUCAAGCCCAGCAUGAUGCAAAAAGGCGCCGUUGCGCUGCGGUGUGCAGAUGAACGGGUUACUGCGCCGUUUGACCGAUCCUUAGAGCGAAUUCCGGUUGUGCUUAACCCAGGCACGGCGGAUGAAACCACUAUUGGUGCAUGUGUGGUUGUCACACCAGGAGACAAUGAUAUUGUGCAGCUCGGAAUGAGUGCGAUUGGGAAGGUCGGACUGACUGCGAAUGCCUACAAAGGCAAGAUGAAAUACUACAAGGACUGGAAGAUCGACAAGGGGAACAACUUUUGUGCGGAUACCUGCUGUGUUUGA